Antrostomus carolinensis (chuck-will's-widow) is the source of this 1120-nucleotide messenger RNA. RefSeq names its product LDL receptor related protein 11 (gene LRP11). Lineage: Eukaryota; Metazoa; Chordata; Aves; Caprimulgiformes; Caprimulgidae. The record is from RefSeq and is a predicted model, not a curated record. The transcript has 6 exons. The annotation marks the transcript as partial. Gene Ontology annotation, molecular function: protein binding.
AAGAAUACGACGAGCCUCCACGAUGCAAGGCGGGACAAGAUAUUGUGCUGCAGUCACCUGUCGACUGGGUGCUUUUGGAUGGCCGAGAAAGCUCCGAUGACCAUGGAAUUGUGCAGUACGAGUGGACGUUGCUGCAAGGUGACUCAUCAGUUGAAAUGAAGGUACCACAACCAGGGACACUGAAACUAUCUCACGUCCAGGAGGGCGGGUACAUUUUCCAGCUGACUGUGACAGACACUGCAGGUCAGCGGAGCUCUGAUAACGUCUCUGUGACCGUUCUGCCCAUGGUUCAUUCUGCAGUAGCCUGUGUUGGGAUUUGCUCUCGCUACCAGUUUAUCUGUGACGAUGGCUGCUGCAUUGACAUCACGUUUGCUUGCGAUGGCGUGAGGCAGUGCCCUGAUGGAUCAGACGAAACUUUCUGCCAGAACUUCAGCCCAGGCCGGAAGACAGUGACUCACGUGGCUCUCGACACUACCCAGCAAAGGACUUUGGGACUGACAGAAAACACAGAUGAAAACUUCUCUGCAGAAAACACCCUGAAAGCAACUGCCAGAAAUCAACCACUUCUCUCAGUGGAUGCAGACAUGUCUAACCAAUCGCUUUCUCAGGGACCAAAGAAACAAAUCAGUGGAUUUGUGCCAGAUAACAGUUCCUCAGGGAAAAGAACAGAUGAUAAAAAUGAGAAUGGCAUAAUUGUGCCAAAGAGAGAUCAGCUUGGAGGUGGUCGUCCAGUCCCAGAAACAGGUGCUGUGUUACCCUUAGCCUUAGGCUUGGCCAUCACUGCUUUACUGCUGCUUAUGGUUGCUUGCAGACUGCGUUUAGUGAGACAGAAGCUUAAAAAAGCUCGACCCAUUACAUCUGAAGAGUCUGAUUACCUCAUCAAUGGGAUGUAUCUCUAAAAAUUGGAUUUAGGUCAGUUGUUUUCUCCCCAUUCUCCUGUGUCCAUGAACCUCUGCCUCUAUAAAAGGACCAAAACCUUUAGUUGAGUUUCAAGUGUAGAAGAAGCCUAUGAGAUGAGGAACAUGUUCUUCCCCUUUGGUGAUAAAAUAAAAAAGUGGGUAGGUGCCCGUGCUCAGAAGAUAAGAAGCAUUCAGACUUCAGAGAGUAGCUCCCGUUGGCU